AGGUGAGGCAACAGUGUGCCUAAUAAGACUUGUAAUGAUAAUAAUAAAAGUGUAGGUGUAGGUGUGCGGCGUAUGUAGCGCGCAACGUCGCCGUCACAUCUCCGCGACUCGUCAUCGAUUGCGCGCGCGCGCGGGGAAUUAUUCGUUAAAGUUUCUCCGAAUUACUUCGAGGAGGUAGGCCGUGUAGCCGUCACCGCCGUGUAAAUCGCCUCCGUUCUCGCGGUCUGCAACAAAAGAGAACGAUACGCGGGGACUUGUGAUUUUCGAAUCGAACAAGAGAGGGUGAGCGAAGAGGGAGAGAGAAAGAAAGAAAGAGUGGGUGGGAAGGAGAGAGAGAGAGAGAGAGAGAGAUAGGUACGAGCGAGCGCGCGGGCGGGUCCUGCCGAAGCGUCGUCGCCUCUGUCACGCCUGCUACGAGGAUUAUUCUCUGAGCCAGACCUCGUGGUCCAGGAUCAGGCCGACAGUCAGACAGCCAGCCAGCCAGCCACUUAUCAGCCGCCAUCUUGCUGGCCGAAGAGAACGGUGACAGACGGAGCCUGCUUGUCGGAGCAGAGUGUGGUGAGAGAGGCGCGAGGAAGGAGGGGAAGGAAUAGGAGACAGAUAUAGGUAGACGACGGUCCCUUCAUGCGGUACGCGCCUAUGCCAUCCCGUCGCCUUAGUCGCCUAUGCCUCACUCCACGUACAAUCGUAGCUGAGGACAGUUGGAAGCAGCGGAGAACAGUUUAAGAAGAGGAGGUGGUGGUGGAGGAGGCGAAGAGGAGUAUCGGCCGUGCCGAUCGAGUGCUAGGUAUACUCGUAUACACACACAAAGGCGUGCGCGCGCGCCUCCUUCGUCAUCGCCGUCGUGACCGUCGCCUCCACUUGCAAUGGCAAUGGAGACACCAAGGGAGCGAGAGAUCGCUGCCGAGGACAGCAUCAAAGUAGUAUGCAGAUUUCGGCCACUGAACGACUCCGAGGAGAAGGCCGGCUCCAAGUUCAUCGUCAAGUUCCCAUCCGGCGGCGACGAGAACUGUAUCUCCAUUGGGGGCAAAGUAUACCUCUUUGACAAAGUAUUUAAACCGAAUGCUACACAAGACAAAGUCUACAAUGAAGCCGCAAAGUCUAUCGUCACAGAUGUUUUGGCCGGAUAUAACGGAACUAUUUUUGCGUAUGGUCAAACAUCAUCAGGUAAAACGCACACAAUGGAGGGAGUCAUCGGUGAUCCUAACAAACAGGGCAUUAUCCCGAGAAUCGUCAAUGACAUCUUUAAUCAUAUUUAUGGUAUGGAAGAAAACUUGGAAUUUCAUAUCAAAGUAUCUUACUUUGAGAUUUACAUGGAUAAAAUCAGGGAUCUUCUCGAUGUAUCUAAGGUUAACUUAAGCGUACAUGAAGACAAGAACCGGGUGCCGUUCGUGAAGGGUGCGACCGAACGGUUUGUUUCUAGUCCUGAGGAAGUGUUCGAGGUGAUAGAGGAGGGCAAGUCAAACCGGCACAUCGCCGUGACCAACAUGAACGAGCACAGCUCACGUUCUCAUUCCGUUUUUCUCAUAAAUGUUAAACAAGAAAAUUUGGAGAAUCAAAAGAAACUCUCCGGCAAAUUAUAUCUCGUUGAUUUAGCCGGUUCCGAAAAGGUUUCUAAAACCGGUGCAGAAGGAACAGUGUUAGAUGAAGCGAAGAACAUCAACAAAUCUCUGUCUGCACUUGGUAAUGUAAUCUCGGCCUUGGCUGACGGCAAUAAGACUCAUAUUCCUUAUCGUGACUCAAAGCUAACGAGAAUUCUACAAGAAUCCUUGGGUGGCAAUGCUAGGACUACAAUUAUCAUCUGUUGCUCUCCUGCUAGCUUUAACGAAUCCGAAACAAAGUCAACUUUAGAUUUCGGUAAACGCGCCAAGACUAUCAAGAAUGUCGUAUGCGUGAACGAGGAGCUGACGGCCGAAGAAUGGAAACGUCGCUACGAACGCGAGAAAGAGAAAGUGGCAAGAUGGAAGGGCAAGGUAGACAAAUUAGAAUCGGAAUUGUCACGUUGGCGGCAGGGUGAGACUGUUAAACCGGAAGAGCAGGUCAACUUGAUUGAAGGACCUGAUGUUACUACACCGAUUACUGCAUCUGUUGAAGGCAAGUUGGAUGAUAGUCCUAUGCCUGCUACUCCCGGUGGUGGUCUUAUGAUCGGUUCCCUUUCGAACGAGGAGAGACAGAAGCUCGAGGAGGAACGCGAGAGGCUCUACCAACAAUUGGAUGACAAGGAUGAGGAAAUCAAUCAACAAUCUCAGUAUGUUGAGAAGUUGAAGGAGCAGAUGGAGGAACAGGAGGAACUUAUCGCCAGCGCGAGACGAGAUUACGAGCAACUGCAGCAAGAGAUGAAUCGAAUACAACAGGAGAACGAAAGCGCUAAGGAGGAGGUGAAAGAGGUGCUGCAAGCGCUGGAAGAGCUUGCUGUCAAUUAUGACCAAAAAUCACAAGAGGUUGAGUUGAAGAACAAGGAGCAAGAAUCAAUGACAGAAGAGCUCCUAGCUAAACAAGUAACUCUAAACAACACUGCGUCUGAGCUGCAACAAUUACGUGAUAUGUCGGCCCAUCAAAGGAAACGCAUCGCGGAGAUGUUAGCAAACUUCCUGAAAGACCUAGGAGAAAUCGGCGUAGCUAUCGGUGGUGAAUCUAACGAAAAUCUAAAAAUUGCUCCACCGGAAAGUAACGGUAAACUGGAGGAGGAGUUCACAGUAGCGCGGUUGUUUAUCAGUAAGAUGAAGUCUGAAGUGAAAAAUUUGGUCCAGAGAUGUCAGGGACUGGAAAGUUUCCAAGUAGACUGUAAUAAGAAAGUUUCUGAGUAUGAAAAAGACUUGGCUGAAUGCCGAUUGUUGAUCUCACAACAUGAAGCUCGUAUGCAAACGCUAACGGAGUCCAUGAAAGAGGCCGAGACACGCAAACGAGCUCUGGAGGAAGACGUGGAUGCGUUGCGCGAGGAAUGCGCCAAAUUGAAGGCCGCUGAACAGGUGCAGGCGGUUACCAACAAGGAGAAAGCAGAGGAGAAAGAGGCAGCGACGAAGAUGCGAGUAGCCUUGGAGGAGCAGAUGGAUCAGCUGAGGGAUGCGCAUCAAAAACAGGUUGCGGCGCUCAGGGACGAACUGUCUGAGAAGCAGGAACUGAUCAGUGAGCUCAAAGACCUUAAUCAGAAAUUUACUCUGGCACACCAGCAAAUGCAGGCCGAUUAUGAACGAUUGAAACAAGAAGAGGCUAACAAAUCGGUCAAACUGCAGGAGCUUAUGUUAUUGAAUGAGCGCCGAGAACAAGCUAGGAAAGAUCUGAAGGGUUUAGAGGACACGGUAGCCAAAGAAUUGCAGACUUUGCACAAUUUACGCAAAUUGUUCGUCCAAGAUCUGCAGACUAGAAUAAAGAAGACCAUCAACGCGGAGGAUAAUGAGGAUGACGGUGGUUCCCUCGCGCAGAAACAGAAAAUAUCUUUCUUGGAAAACAAUCUGGACCAAUUGACGAAGGUUCACAAACAACUCGUCAGAGACAACGCAGAUCUUCGCUGCGAGCUGCCUAAACUGGAGAAACGAUUGCGAGCGACGAUGGAGCGCGUCAAGGCCCUGGAGACGGCGCUUCGCGACGCCAAGGAGGGUGCGAUGCGAGACCGCAAGCGCUACCAAUACGAGGUGGAUCGAAUCAAAGAAGCAGUUAGGCAAAAGAAUCUGGCGCGUCGUGGACCGAGCGCACAGAUCGCGAAGCCAAUUCGAGCCGGUCAACACCACCUGAGUAACGUCAACGCCAUUAGAACCGGCAAUCGUGAAAACGAAUGCAAGAACGCUUUCAUCGAUGAAAACAAAAGAAUUCCAGCGGCUCUUAUGUAUAACGGAUAUGCAUAAAUGUUAUAAUUAAUAUUGAAGUAAGGGCAUAGUACUAUAUUAUCCGCAAGGAGAGAGCACCGCCAGUUCUUUUAAUUGUUUCUUUCCUCUUUUUCUCAG
Cyphomyrmex costatus is the source of this 3941-nucleotide messenger RNA. It is a transcript of the gene Khc, whose product is annotated as kinesin heavy chain. Gene Ontology annotation, biological process: microtubule-based movement. Gene Ontology annotation, molecular function: microtubule motor activity; microtubule binding; ATP binding. NCBI's taxonomy places the organism in Eukaryota, Metazoa, Arthropoda, Insecta, Hymenoptera, Formicidae. The transcript has 14 exons. The record is from RefSeq and is a predicted model, not a curated record. The coding region runs from base 867 to 3842 and encodes 991 amino acids.